GCUCGUGAGAGCCACCGUUCGCAGAUCUGAGAGUCGGCAGAAAACUUUGAAAAGAGUGAGAGCACCGCGGAGAAAUACAGCUGCGCGGCCAAACUUCAACCAGCAGCAGCAGCAGCAGCAGCCCGGGGGGACCGGGAGGAGGAGUCAACAGGUCCCAGAGCUUAGAAGCUGCAAUCGAUUCAAGGGGAGAUUUCCUUGGCCAAGGACAGGGAGAUUGACGUUUUUGGGAAGAAGGGCUCGUCCGAGCAAUCGAUGCGGGCAGUCCACCAGCCGGAAGCCCAGCUGGCCGAACAGCACACCACUCAAUCAGUCUGAGCAGCAGCACAAAAGGGCUGCCGCCGACCAACAGAGGCAGAGGUUGUUUGACUCCAAAGAGGAGGCCCGGCCAAGGAGAAGAGCUUUGUCUUGGCAUCAUGUGAUCUGCGCAUUCCCUAGGAGCGCUCUACGGUGGAAGAGUGAAUCUGUGCUCUUUUGGAGGCAUCACAACCACUAGCACCCCUAUCACCACUAUCGCCACUCCUGACUGCAGUCAUCAAAGCCACCUGUUCCUGACUCAACUUGCUAUCUGUCUCUUUCACCCCUUCAUCUUGAGGAUAAGGAAUGGCCGUGCGAGUUCUGAGCUCCCCCAACGCCUCUCGCAAAUAAAGCCUUUCAGUUUGUUCCACAAUACCACAGAAAGGACGGAUAAAACUCUCUAAGGUCCUCUUUUAUACUUCUGCCCUGUGGCUCUUUUUAUCUUUAUUUCAUUUAUUAACACACAUUCACUAAACCAACUGGAUUUGUGUCUUGGUGACAUCGACAGCAACCAUUUUACAGAGACCAGCACCCGUUUCCAAAUCAUAAGGAGUUUUGUUUUUCUUCAUACUUCGUUUGGCAGUCUUUUGGAAUAUCUACUACAUGCAGUGUCCCUAUGAGGGAUUAAACCAGUGCAGGAAUCCACACUGACUCCUCGCUUCAUUAGAUCUUGUUAAGGUGGUUUUUCCAGUGAGGUCUGUUUGUGACUGGAGGUGGACUUGAGCCAUCAUGGCUGGGAAGGGCAACCCGGUGCCAGGCACCCACCUCAAUGGCUUCCCCGUGCCCACCUACUCCUACUUCUUUCCCCACAUGCUUGGGAGCCUGUCACCUCCAGCCCUGCCAGGACUGCCUCUCAGUGGGUACAGCACCCCCUCACCAGCCACGAUAGAGACCCAGAGCACCAGUUCAGAGGAGAUAGUGCCAAGCCCACCCUCACCUCCCCCGCCGCCCCGCGUCUACAAGCCCUGCUUUGUGUGCCAGGACAAGUCCUCAGGGUACCACUAUGGUGUCAGCGCCUGUGAGGGCUGCAAGGGCUUCUUCCGGAGAAGCAUCCAGAAGAACAUGGUGUACACUUGUCACCGGGAGAAGAACUGCAUCAUCAACAAAGUCACCCGCAACCGCUGCCAGUACUGCCGGCUGCAGAAGUGCCUGGAAGUCGGGAUGUCCAAGGAGUCGGUGAGGAACGACCGGAACAAGAAGAAAAAGGAUGAGAAGAAGCAGGAGUGCACGGAGAGCUACGUGCUGAGUCCCGACACGGAGCAGAUGAUCGACAGGGUUCGCAAGGCACACCAGGAAACUUUCCCCUCUCUCUGCCAGCUGGGCAAAUACACUACGACUAACAGCUCAGAACGACGUGUGUCCUUGGACGUAGACCUGUGGGACAAGUUCAGCGAGCUCUCCACCAAGUGCAUCAUAAAGACAGUGGAGUUUGCCAAGCAGCUGCCCGGCUUCACGACGCUCACCAUCGCCGACCAGAUCACUCUGCUCAAAGCUGCCUGUCUGGACAUCCUGAUACUCCGGAUCUGUACGCGCUACACACCAGAGCAAGACACCAUGACUUUCUCAGAUGGACUCACGCUAAACCGAACCCAGAUGCACAACGCUGGCUUCGGCCCCCUUACCGACCUGGUUUUUGCCUUUGCCAACCAGCUCCUUCCUCUGGAGAUGGACGAUGCAGAGACAGGGCUGCUCAGCGCCAUCUGUUUGCUGUGUGGAGAUCGUCAGGACUUGGAACAGGCAGAGAAGGUGGACGUCCUGCAGGAGCCCCUCCUGGAGGCGUUGAAGAUAUAUGUGAGGAGGAGGAGGCCCCACAAACCACACAUGUUCCCCAAGAUGCUGAUGAAGAUCACUGAUCUGAGAAGCAUCAGCGCUAAAGGAGCUGAGCGUGUCAUCACCUUGAAGAUGGAGAUCCCCGGCUCCAUGCCCCCUCUCAUCCAGGAGAUGCUGGAGAACUCAGAAGGCCUGGAAAGCGGGGCCACAGGCAGCCGGCCCAGUGGCGCCCCCCCUGGCAGCUGCAGCCCCAGUCUGUCCCCUAGCUCGGCCCAAAGCAGUCCAGCCACACAAUCGCCGUAGUAGCGGCCCACCUUUUUAUUUUUCCUCACGAUGCUCUCUGUCUCCUCCCUCGGAGGAGAGGAGGGGAGAAGUGGGGGGGGGGAGUCUUGACCCUGACUGCUGAACACAGGAGACCGGCAGAGCCAACCUCCUCCUCUGCUACAACACAAACCCCCACCUCUUGAUCUGCUUUCCCUCACUCUGGAGCACCGUCCUGACGUGAGGGGAGGCAAGGCCGGGGCAGGCCGGGAAACAGGAUGCCUCACACCGUAAACACUGCUGAUGACUCAUCCUCCUUCUCCCUCCACUCUCCUCUCCACUGCUGCUCCUCCCCUCUCCACCUUUCUCCAAAAGACUCAUGGAAACAAAUCUGGAUGCAGUGGAGACCAGUUUUCGGAUGGAACCGAGAGUGGGUGGAGCACCGUGGGACAAAUAUAUGAACAAGGACAAUGAGUACAGACUGACUUGACGAACUUCAGACACUUUUUUUUUGGGUUAUACUCCGAGACAGACUGCAAGUUUGGGACUUGUCAAAGGACCCCCCUCCUCAAAGACUCUGGGUCUUUUCUCUUUUUCCAACUUCAACAAACAGAUUUCGUACAAAAGAUAUAUAAAUAUAUAUAGAAAAAGUUAAGGAACUAUUGUGAUUAACAUGUCUGGACACAGAAUGGCAGGUUGAAAUGAGGACAUGUUUUCUGAGAUUAGAACUUGUUGUACUCCUUCACUGUUUGAAUCUUUUCAUACCCAUCAAGAGUAUUGAGAGAGAUGUUUCAGUUUUAUCACAUUUGUACAUUAUUCUAAUUAACAAAAAGCAAAAGAUGUUGAGAUUUCUCUCCAGUCUACACAUGCAAACACACACACACACACACACACACACAUACAAAUGUGCACAGAAAACAAGUCGCAAUGAACAUCACCUACUAUUCCAGGUUGGAUUUGUUUUCCUUUUUUUCUUUAUUUUUUUUUGCUUCCAAGAGAAUGGAAAAAAAAUGAUUGUAUGAACUUGGUUGUAUGAUAUGGUCACAGGUCCUUUCAAGAAAUCAAAUUAAUGAAGAUUCAUUAUUAAGGUGUAUUUUAAGUAGCCUUUGAGUUUGUGUAUAUAAGCUGUAUUCAUUUCUUUAAAACUAUGAAGAGUUUUAGGCUUCACCUGAUUUUUUUUUUUUUAAGAAUACCUUUUAUGUGUUUUGUUUAUAGGUUUGUGAUGCAAGAAAAGACAUUUUGAGCACAUUUUACUGAAGGAAGUUCUUUCAUGUUUUGUGUCCUACUAAAUACUGGACAGACCCUUAACCAAUCACUGGCUGUUCAGAAUGUGGCUUUCACAAACAAUUUCAACCUCCCCCUCUACACUUUUAAACAUGUUUUUUACAUACAGUAGACAACAAAGUAGCACUCCAGUCGGGGCAUAGCUUUUUGGCCAUGUAGCAGAAAGAAAUGGUGUUUUCUGAAAAUGGUGAGCGAGACGCCUCUUGUAGCCUGCCACGUUCAAGUGCGCUACAGCAGCUCAGCUUCAUAGACAGUUAAAAUGUGAAGAAUGGUGUACAUACACACUGUAUAAAACACAAGUGAUUCUCAGUAGUCUCUGAAUGGAUCAAUAAUGUGUAGUGGAUGGGAAAAGACUAGAUUGUAAUGAUCCCUCUGCUCUGUCAGUGGUCAGGCAAGUGAAGGUCCCAAAUGUGAUGUUUGUCAAUCCUCACAAAUCUCCCCCAGGCAACCUGUGGUAAAAAACAAAUAUGUGACUUUUUGCCGGAUCCAGAGCAACCUUGCACCCUGCGACUCACUUUACGCCAAAACGCCUUCACCGUUAACUCACAUGUCAUCUACACCAUCAUUACUGUACACACGCCAAUGUCUCAGGAAGGAAUCAUUUUGUGUGCUUGGCCUGUUCUUUGUACAUGUUCUGUGCUGCACCUCCUAACCCUCCUGUCACAGAUGCACACAUACACACACUUCUGCUACUGAGCCCCUGAAUUUUUCUUCAGUCACUCAUUUUUGUUUGGCCUGGCAGACCAGGACUUGUGCAGAGAGACGCCGACCCUGACCCCACAACGUUACGACAUAGGAUGCCAGUUUGGGGUCUCUCUGAGUCGUUCACGUGUUCUUUUUAUUUGUACGGUCAAAGCUGCUUUCAUCAUUUAGGACGUCACCUGUCCAGAACAGCGCACAACUUUUCCCUCCACAGCUAAUCUGGAAUAGCAACAGACACACCGUCAGUUUGAGAAGUAUGGAAUAUGUUGCAAUUUUGUCAAGAUUAUCAAGCGACUUUGGAAAAAAAAAAAACAACAAAAAAAGAACAAAAAUAAAA
This is a messenger RNA of Chelmon rostratus (copperband butterflyfish), 4648 nucleotides long. RefSeq names its product retinoic acid receptor, alpha a (gene raraa). Lineage: Eukaryota; Metazoa; Chordata; Actinopteri; Chaetodontiformes; Chaetodontidae. The record is from RefSeq and is a predicted model, not a curated record. The transcript is spliced from 11 exons. Gene Ontology annotation, biological process: regulation of transcription by RNA polymerase II; retinoic acid receptor signaling pathway; cellular response to corticotropin-releasing hormone stimulus. Bases 1024 to 2367 code for a protein of 447 amino acids. Gene Ontology annotation, cellular component: nucleus; transcription regulator complex. Gene Ontology annotation, molecular function: RNA polymerase II cis-regulatory region sequence-specific DNA binding; nuclear glucocorticoid receptor binding; zinc ion binding.